UAUUUCAUAGAAGUUCUUUUCCUUCAAAAUUUGAAAUUCCCAAUGGGUCUUCUUACGGCUCUCUUCAUUGGAUUUCUCAGUCUAGCUACUUUAAAUGUUGCCUUUUGCAAUGGAGGCUGCAAAGAGAGUGAGAGGCAAGCGCUCUUGAAGUUGAAGCAAGAUAUGGUGGAUCCUGCAAACCAACUCGCAUCUUGGGUUGCUGAUGAUGAAGAUUGUUGCAGAUGGAAGGGAGUUGUCUGCGAUAACAUGACUGGCCACGUUCUGGAACUCAAUCUCAAUGACGGUAAUGAUGAGCAAUUAGAGGCUCGGUUGGGCGGUAAGAUAAGUCCUUCCCUGCUCCAUUUGAAGCAUUUACGUUAUUUGGACCUCAGCAACAAUAACUUUGGAGAAAUUCACAUUCCCAAAUUCUUUGGAUCUUUAAAGAGUUUGAGAAUCCUUAACCUCUCCUAUUCAGGAUUUGCAGGGGAGGUACCCCAUCAUCUUGGGAAUCUCUCCAAUUUGAAAUAUCUCAACCUCUAUGAGAAUGAGAAUUUACAUAUUGAGAAUUUUCAAUGGUUGUCUGCUCUUUCCUCCUUGGAACACCUCGAUUUCACCUCGGUUAAUCUUAGCAAGGCCGCCAAUUGGUUUCACGUCAUAAAUACACUUCCUUCAUUGGUAGAAUUACACUUGUCUUGGUGUGAACUAGGGCCCCAUUAUCAAGUCCAUCCCAUUACAAGUGUAAAUUUAUCAUCUCUUGAUGUCCUUGAUCUUUCUGGUAAUAAUUUCCAUGACUUAUCAAUAAUAAAGUGGGUCUUUCGUCUUAAGAAGCUAAUUUUCCUUGAUUUAUCUGUCAACCACUUUGAUGGUCCAAUCCCUUAUGAUCUUCAAAAUCUAACCCUUUUAAGGCACCUAGAUUUGUCGUACAAUUAUUUCAAUUCUUCAAUACCUAAUCGGUUGGACAACUUUAGUAGUCUUCAAUGGUUGUCUGGUCUUUCCUCCUUGGAAUACCUUGAUUUGACCUGGGUUAAUCUUAGCAAGGCCUCCAAUUGGUUUCAUGUUGUAAACACACUUCCUUCCUUAGUAGAAUUACGCUUGUCUUGGUGUGAACUGGAGCUCCAUUAUCAAGUCCAUCCCAUUACAAGUGUAAAUUUAUCAUCUCUUAAUGUCCUUGAUCUUUCCCGUAAUAGUUUCCAUAACUUAUCAAUUAUAAAGUGGGUUUGUGGUCUUAAGAAGCUAAUUUCCCUUGAUUUAUCUUCCAACCAGUUUGCUGGUCCAAUCCCUUACGAUCUUCAAAAUUUGACCCUUUUAAGGUAUCUACGCUUGUCAAGCAAUGGUUUCAAUUCUUCAAUACCUGAUUGGUUGGACAACUUUAGUCAUCUUGAGUUUCUUGAACUCCUUAAUAAUGAUUUUGAAGGUGAAAUCCCAAUUAGGUCAAUAGGAAAACUCUGCAACUUGAGUUUUUUGGAUCUCUCUUAUGUCAAUUUGAGUCUAAAAAUAUCUCAAAUUUUAGAAAUGUUUUCUACAGGAUGCAUUUCUAAUUCACUAGAAACCUUGCACUUAGACAAUUGUCAACUCACUGGGCAACUAACCAAUCAACUUGGUAAUUUUAAAAGUUUGAGAGAAUUGUCUUUGUUUGAUAACUCAAUCUCUGGUCCUAUUCCAACAUCCAUAGUCGAUUUUGAUUGGGUUCCUCAUUUUCAAAUUCAGAUCUUAAGGUUAGGAUCUUGGCAUCUAGGUUGGCAAUUUCCACAAUGGCUUCAUUCUCAAAAAUAUUUAAGUUAUUUAGAUAUUUCUGACUCAAAAAUUGUUGAUAAAGUUCCUAAUUGGUUUUGGGAGUUGUCAUCUCAAUGUCUAUAUGUAAAUAUCUCUCACAACCAAAUUCAUGGGCACCUUCCAAGUAUAUUAAGUAGUCCUAGUCUUAACACUUUCUUAAAUAUUAUUGUUUUCGAUUUUAGCUCAAAUAACUUCAUCGGUCCAUUAUCUCGUAUCUCCUCUAAUAUGUCUUUCUUAGACUUCUCUAAUAAUAAGUUGUCAGGCUCCCUUUCCUACUUUUUGUGUCAUGAAAAGAAUGAAUUCAUGCGUAUGAGGAUUCUCAAUCUAGGCCAAAAUUUUCUAUUUGGAGAGUUACCAGAUUGUUGGACCAAGUGGCCAAACUUGAAGGCCAUUGUAUUAGCAGACAAUAAUUUAACGGGAAAAAUUCCAUGGUCGAUCGGAGCUUUAUCUUACUUGGUAUCCUUGCAUCUUCAGAAAAAUUACCUUUCAGGAGAAAUACCAUUGUCUUUAAGUAAUUGCACAGAGUUAGAGAUGCUUCAACUUAGUGAAAAUGAAUUGGAUGGGAGCAUCCCACCGUGGGUGGGUAAGAGUCUUUCAAACUUGAUAAUCUUGAACCUUGGUUCAAAUAAAUUUUUGGGACAUAUCCCAAAUGAGUUGUGUUCACUCAAUUCUCUCCAAAUUCUGGACCUUGCUCAUAACAACCUCUUCGGAAGCUUGCCAAGGUGUAUUGGGAACAUAAGUGUCUUGCUCUCAUCGGACAACCAUUCUCACGAGUUCGACUUUGGCUUCGUCUUUUCUUAUGGCAACAUGUUUGAGGUAGCUUAUCUCGAGAAUGCAUUUGUUUCAAUAAAAGGUCAGUUGCGUGAAUAUGACAACAUACUCUACUUGGUGAAAGCCAUGGAUUUUUCUAGCAAUAAUUUAUCAGGGGAGAUUCCUUCAGAAAUAACUUAUCUCCAAGGGUUACAAUCACUGAAUUUAUCACACAAUCUUUUCACUGGAAGGAUCCCACGUAACAUUGGCAACAUGAGAAUGUUAGAAUCAGUUGAUUUCUCAGGGAACGAAUUGUCUGGUUCAAUUCCAGAAAGCAUGUCAAGUUUGACGUUUUUGGGCUACUUGAACUUGUCCAAUAACCAAUUGACCGGACAAAUUCCUUCAGGUACUCAGUUGCAGAGCUUCAGUGCAUCUAGCUAUGCUGGAAACAAACUUUGUGGCCUUCCACUACCACAUAAGUGCAGUGUCAAUCGAAGUUUUGUACCUAGCAUCCAAAACAAAGGUGGAAAAGAUAGGAAUGGAAUCGAAAGUAUUUGCUUGUUUGCAAGCGUGGCCCUUGGAUUUAUUGUGGGAUUUUGGAGUGUACUGGGUCCUCUUUUGAUUAGCAAGCAAUGGCGGUGCAUGUAUUAUCAAUUUCUUGAGAAAAUGUGGUGAAAAAUCAGUGAUUCUGUAAACAAAUGUUACUAAAGUUUAUUGUAUUUCUUUUAUAAGUGUGUUAGCCUUGAAUUAUAAAAUAUCGCAUCAUUUCCUCUAAGUUGUAUUGUGUAAUAAAUUCAUAUUUCAUCA
Rubroshorea leprosula is the source of this 3309-nucleotide messenger RNA. The record is from the annotation of a GenBank genome assembly. NCBI's taxonomy places the organism in Eukaryota, Viridiplantae, Streptophyta, Magnoliopsida, Malvales, Dipterocarpaceae.